This is a messenger RNA of Brassica napus (rape), 2742 nucleotides long. RefSeq lists its product as uncharacterized. The transcript is spliced from 4 exons. The record is from RefSeq and is a predicted model, not a curated record. Bases 1 to 2742 code for a protein of 913 amino acids. Gene Ontology annotation, molecular function: catalytic activity. Lineage: Eukaryota; Viridiplantae; Streptophyta; Magnoliopsida; Brassicales; Brassicaceae.
AUGAGAAUUCUCAGCUGGAACUGUCAGGGGUUGGGGAAUACCCCUACAGUUCGACAUCUAAAGGAGAUGCUUGGUCAGCACUCUCCUGAGAUUCUAUUCCUCAGUGAGACCAAAAAUAAAAGGAGGUAUUUAGAAAGUUUAGCGGAAAGUUUGGGCUUCAGCAAUCUGAAAACGGUGGAGCCAAUUGGAAUAGGAGGAGGACUGGCAGUGUUCUGGAAGGAGGCUUGCCGUGUGGAAGUACUGCAAGCACACAGAAGAGUCAUCGACAUGAAGAUACACUGGCAAGACAAGAUUUUCUUCCUCUCUUGUAUCUAUGGUGAGCCAGUAAAAGGGAAGAGAAACGAUGUAUGGGAAAGGCUCACCCGCAUAGGUACCAAUAGGAAAGGGCCUUGGAUAAUGACUGGCGACUUUAAUGAAAUGAUUGAUCCCUCCGAGAAGUUAGGAGGUGCUGCAAGAGACAUUGAUGAAGGGAAAGAGUUUAGACAGAUGCUGCACGCAAACGGGCUCUGGAACAUUAAACAUUUCGGGUAUCAGUUCUCAUGGGCAGUCGACCAGAUCCGUUACAGACGCGCUUGCUUCAAGUAUGAUCAACGCUGGAUACGUCGUGAAGGCUUCUCCAGCACAGUCGUACAGUCGUGGAAAAGACAAGGACCCGGUCAGCUUGGAUUAGUUGGCAAAAUUGCUAACUGCAGAAAAGACAUCUCAACUUGGAAGAGACUAGCAAAGCCGAACUCCGCCCUUAGAAUCCAAGAACUCCAUUCCAAGAUAGAUGCAGCAAUGAGAUGCAGUUUCAUUAAUAGAGAGGAGCUCAACAACUUACGAGACUCCCUCAAUGAAGAAUAUCACAACGAGGAAAGCACCGAACCGCAUGAUGAUGAUGAUAAAGAAUGGUUUGCGGAGAAGGAUCUGGGAAGCCUUGCAGACAAACACUUCAACCUUCUAUACGCUUCAGAAAAUGUUGGGCUCGACAUGCAGAACUGGGAGGACAUACCUGCGGUCAUCAACGAGGAGCAGAACUUGCAACUGAUAGCGCCCAUCACUACUGAAGAAGUAAAAGCUGCAGUCUUCGACAUAGACCCUCACAAGUGCCCCGGUCCGGAUGGUAUGAAUGCAUUCUUCUUCCAGCAAUUCUGGGACUCCAUGAGUGAAGACAUUACUGCCAUGGUCGCAAACUUCUUCAACUCGGGGAAGUUAGAAGAUGGCGUCAACAAAACAAACAUCUGCCUCAUUCCCAAGAAGCUCGACGCGAAGAAGCUGGGGGAGUUUCGACCCAUUAGUCUGUGUAACGUUGCUUACAAAAUUGUCUCUAAGUUGUUAAGCAAACGGUUGAAAAAUGUAUUGCCAUGGAUAAUAACUGAUUCACAAGCAGCUUUUGUUGAAGACAGGCUUAUUUCAGACAAUAUACUGAUAGCCCACGAGCUAUUGCACGCCCUCAACUCAAACAACAGCUGCUCUAGAGACUUCAUAGCCAUCAAAACAGACCUUUCUAAAGCCUUCGACCGGGUCGAAUGGACUUUCCGCAACAAGGCGAUGAAGACACUCGGUUUCUCAGAUGCUUGGUGUGCGAUGAUCAUGGAAUGUGUAACCUCUGUCCAAUACCAGGUACUCAUCAAUGGAGCUCCCUACGGUGACAUCAGACCAACUAGAGGAAUAAGGCAAGGAGACCCGCUGUCCCCUUACCUAUUUGUGAUAUGCACUGAGAUGUUGGUCCAAAAAUUGCAAAGUGCAGAAAGCAGAGGAGAAAUCACUGGACUAAAAGUCGCAAGAAGCGCACCGGCAAUAUCUCACCUUCUCUACGCAGACGACAACAUGUUCUACUGCAAGCAGUCGGAUGAAGAGAUCACUCGCCUCUCUGCGAUCCUUCAAGAGUACAGUAUGGCCUCAGGUGAACGCAUAAACUACCAGAAAUCAAGCUUGUACUUUGGAAAAAACAUUCCGAGUGAUAGAAGAGAAGAGAUAAAACUGAAGCUAGGAAUGGCGCAAGAGGGUGGAGACGGCAUUUACCUAGGACUACCUGAAUUCUGUGGAGGUUCCAAGGUUUCAAUACUCAGCUAUCUCAAAGAAAGAAUGGAACAAAGGAUUGGAGGAUGGCAAAACAAGUUCUUAUCCCCAGGCGGUAAAGAAGUCCUCCUCAAGAACAACAAGGAAUCCAAAGGGAUGCACUGGCGCAGUUGGGAUUAUCUAUGUAGACCCAAGGACAAAGGAGGAAUCGGUUUCAAGGACCUAGAAGCUUUUAACAUUGCGCUUCUAGGGAAGCAACUCUGGCGUAUGAUCACCCACCCUACAUCCUUGCUAGCCAGAGUAUUCAAGAGCCAUUACUUCAGAGCCACAGACCCCCUCAAUGCCACUUUGGGAUCCAGACCCUCCUUCGCUUGGAGAAGUAUUCAUGCUGCUCAGAAUCUGAUCAAACAAGGAGCAAAAGUGAUCAUUGGAAACGGGAGAAACACCAAUAUAUGGGAUGAGCGAUGGCUGGGAAGCAAACCUGCGUUACCCAUCACAACUACAAACUGGCUAACUGCUUCUCUCCAGCACUCACUCAGCCUAGACAUGCGAGUCAGUGACCUGAUGACAAAUCCUGGAACGGAGUGGAACGAGGAGAUGAUCUUGAGGCUAUUUCCACAAGAUAACGCAACAAAGAUCAUUUCAACAAAUCCACAUGGAGCAACAGCUGCAGAUGCUUACAGUUGGGAAUUCACAAUGCCGGUCACUACACAGUCAAGUCAGGCUAUUGGGUGCAGCUAA